Molecule: messenger RNA, 813 nt
Organism: Striga hermonthica
Lineage: Eukaryota; Viridiplantae; Streptophyta; Magnoliopsida; Lamiales; Orobanchaceae
Source: the annotation of a GenBank genome assembly
AUGGAUUCCCUGUCGUCGGUAUCGCCGUCAAUCGUGCUCCCGCUCCGCCGCCACCACCACCACCGGCGGCGGAUAACGGACGUCUCCUCCACAUGCGGCAAUUCAAUCGAUCGAUUGCGUAUUUCGGAUCUAUUUUGGAAGGGAAAUCCGAUUUCUAGGGUUCGCUGUAAAUUGGGCGGGGAAAAUGAUCGGCAAGGCGAGAACGAUCGGAGGGACGAGGAGCUGGAGAGGGCCCUGCGGAUGGACGGCGCGAUCCCCGGGACCUCCGACGCGUUCGUGAAGCAGGUGUCCUCACGCGCCUACGAUAUGCGCAGGCACCUCCAACAGAGUUUUGAUAGCAGCAGCUAUGAUGUACUUGAGGCAAACCCUUGGCGCGAGUCUUCGAAAUCCGUUUACGUGCUGACUCACCAGGAAAACCAGCUGUGUACAAUGAAAACACGUAGAAACCGCAGUGAAGUUGAACGGGAGCUCGGACUCCUGUUUUCUAAAGGUAUGACGAGGAGAAACCAGUCGAAACAGUCACGGACAGGCAACAAAUUUCAGAUGCUCGUUGAGGAUGUCCGAGAGGGUGUACUCGUAUUUGAAGAUCAAAACGACGCUGCAAGGUACUGUGACCUGCUCCAAGGUGGUGGAGGACCAGGUUGUGAAGGUGUUGCCGAGAUAGAAGCCUCAUCAGUCUUUGACCUGUGCCAGAAGAACAGGGCACUUGCUGUUUUGUUUCGGAGAGGGCGAACACCACCUCUACCCGAGAGCCUCAAGCUCGACCUCGGGGCACGAAAACGGUCCCUUGAAGACCAAGAGGACUCAAUUUGA